Messenger RNA from Equus quagga, 1915 nucleotides. It is a transcript of the gene UPK1A, whose product is annotated as uroplakin 1A. The transcript has 9 exons. Bases 638 to 1411 code for a protein of 257 amino acids. Lineage: Eukaryota; Metazoa; Chordata; Mammalia; Perissodactyla; Equidae. Gene Ontology annotation, cellular component: membrane. The record is from RefSeq and is a predicted model, not a curated record.
ACGCCCUGGCCCACGGGGUUCAGUUCUGGGGGUUCCAAGCCCGCAUUUUCGCCUGCGGAGUCAUCCUCGCGCCACCAGGGAGCGCCAUCGGAGAGAACGUGGGGCUCGCCGAGGGCGGCUGGGAGGCGCGGCCGCCGGCGCUCGCCAGGCCCGGAAGACGCGCUUUGCAGGCGUCCCUGCACUCGGUUCCCACCGACACCCGGGAAAGUGGUCUGACGAUUCCCGUUCUGCAGGUGGCCAAGUGCGCUCGCCAAGUCGCGCAGCACAGAGGAGGCAAAACUGGGAUUUGAACUUAGGAAGGCCCAUGCCUUAGAGAGGGACAUCAGGUGGUGCACUCAUCCUCCCAACUCCACCCCCUCCACCUCCGCGGCAGCCUGGGAACUGGAGGACAUGGGUGUGUCACCCUGCCCGUAUGGCCAGACAUGAGCACGAUCUGGAAUUUCAGGUCUAUAAAUCACUUGGGUUGGGGGGGCUCAUAAAGCUGUUCUCCCAUGCUUGUCUGCCUGCUUGGUCUCUUGUCCCCUCCUCCAGACACCCUGCCCACUUCCUUGGAGACUGACCCAAGAAUGGGCCUGGGCGUAUAUAGGGAGUCACUGUGGGAAGGGCCUGCCAGAGAAGCUUCUGGCAGAGAAGGACUAUGGCUUCUGCAGCAGAAGAGGCAGAGAAGGGGUCUCCAGUUGUGGUGGGACUGCUGGUUGUGGGCAACAUCGUUAUUCUGCUGUCAGGCCUGGCCCUGUUUGCCGAGACAGUAUGGGUGACAGCUGACCAGUACCGUGUGUAUCCACUGAUGGGCGUCUCAGGCAAGGAUGACGUCUUCGCUGGUGCCUGGAUCGCCAUCUUCUGCGGCUUCUCCUUCUUCGUGGUGGCCAGCUUUGGUGUGGGUGCUGCGCUCUGCCACCGCCGGUCUAUGAUGCUCACGUACCUGGUGCUCAUGCUCAUCGUCUACAUCUUUGAGUGUGCCUCCUGCAUCACGGCCUACACCCACCGAGACUACAUGGUGUCCAACCCAUCUCUGAUCACCAAGCAGAUGCUGACCUUCUACAGUGCAGACACGGACCAGGGCCGGGAACUGACCCGCCUCUGGGACCGCAUCAUGACUGAGCAAGAGUGCUGUGGCACAUCUGGUCCCAUGGACUGGGUGAACUUCACAUCAGCCUUCCGGGCGGCCACCCCGGAGGUGGCGUUCCCCUGGCCCCCACUGUGCUGUCGCCGGACUGGCAACUUCAUCCCCCUCAGUGAAGAAGGCUGCCGUCUGGGCCACAUAGACUACCUGUUCACCAAGGGCUGCUUCGAGCACAUCAGCCAUGCCAUUGACAGCUACACAUGGGGCAUCUCGUGGUUUGGGUUUGCCAUCCUGAUGUGGACGCUCCCUGUGAUGCUGAUAGCCAUGUAUUUCUACACCACCUUAUGAGGAACACGAAGCGAAGGCCACUUCCUACUCCUGCUUCCUCCAGCUGGGGCCUGGAUGGCUGCCUCACUUCUGCCCCGCCCACUUCCCUCACCCUUCCCCUCCUUCCACUCCAAAGAUCUUUUACCAGGUUUCUGAGCCCUGCUGGGACACGGAGCUGCCCUGAAACCCCUGGACAUAUGUGCAAGGACCCUUAGCCCUUAAGCUCAUUUCACUUGGCUGAUUCCUGGCCCAUCUCUGAGUGUCAACUUAAAGUCCUGUCCUCAGGAGACCCUUCCCUGAUCCCACCACCGCAUCCACAGGUGCCUCUCUUGUCGCUCCCUGAACUCCUCCUUCAUCGUGGGGGUCGCCAUCAUUGGUGAAGAGUUUGCGAUUAUCUGUUUAAGCUCUGGUAGACUGGGAUUGCUGUGAGGGGACGGACAAGUUCUGUCAUGGCCUCUUUAUUGUUACCAGCAUCACCCAGCACAGGGCUAAGCAUGGGUGUUCAAUAAAUACUGGUUGAAUGAA